CUUAAUUCUAUUUUCUAUUGUAACAAUAUAUAAUUUUAUACCUGUCCAAAAUUGGAGAUAUGUUACAAAUCACAACCCAGCCACGGAACCGAUUUUAUGGACGAAACCACCAAGGUUCGGUUCAGAGGAAUCCGUACCAUUGACAUUUACUGAUUUGGGCAAUUACGAACAAUAGUCAAAAUAAAACCCAGAUUAUUACCCCCGCCUCCAUUCCAUUUUUAUGCACGCCAAAAUGUGAGAGGCUAGAGACGCAAAAUAGAUGACUAGAAUCAAUAUCAUACAUUCAUUGAAUUUGACCAGGAUACGUUUGAACUCUCUUAUGGAACCCGGUAUUAACUCUCACAAUAUACUCCAUCUUCUAUCGCCUCUAAUUCAAAUAGUCCAGAAUUUUUAUUGCCUACGAAAUUGUGACAAUAACUGAUUGCCCUAGUCUGUAUAAAAUAUACAAUGAUAAUAACAUUUUGGAGAUGAAUUUACUUCGUUCAUUCACUCAUUUUUUUCAGCAACCGACCUACGUGACCGUUCUCAUAUUAUGCUUUAUAAAUCUUCUGAAUUACGCGGAUCGCUACGCCGUUGCUUCUGUUCUUGUAGACUUGGAGACCUUUUUUGGUUUGGACAACCGAUCAGCUGGUCUCAUCCAGACAGUGUUCGUAUGCUGUUACAUGCUGUUCGCUCCGAUCGCUGGUUACCUCGGGGAUAGACGCGAUCGCAAGAACAUAAUAAUAUCGGGUGUCUCCGUUUGGUGCCUCACCACCUUGGCCUCCUCCUUUGUGACAGCCUCAGGAUUUUGGGCAUUUUUACUUUUGCGAUCUCUAGUGGGUCUCGGCGAAGCCAGUUAUUCCACCGUGGCCCCCACAAUAUUUGCCGACCUUUUCCCGCCCACCAACGCCAACAAUAAUAGUAACGAUGCUAGAUUGAUUUGCCUCAGCCUUUUUUACUUCGCCAUCCCCGUGGGUAGCGGGCUAGGCUACAUAUUUUCUUCCUGGUUAGCCCACGCGACGGGCACAUGGGUUUGGGGCCUGCGAACUACACCCCUUCUCGGUGCCAUCCUCAUUAUUAUUUUCAAGGCCAAAGUCAAUAAUAUACCACCAUCUGCCAAGAGAAUGAGCGCCGAAAAUGUCGAAGGGAACGGGAAUGAUGACAAAAUUACCCCAAAUAUCGGUAUAGAUGACGUUAAGAUGGUCGAAGAUAUUUAUUCAAACGGAGAAGGAGAACCAUUGCUUGUGAUAAAUAGACAGCCAUCGUCAUCGUUCAAAAUAUUCUCCUAUACUUCACGACAAGAUUUUGUGAAUAGCUUUAUUUCUUACACUUGCCUAUGCUUACGAUCUUUAUCCACAUGGUCAAAGGACGUCAAUUAUCUUUUAUCCAUUCCCACUUUUACUAGAGUAACCUUCGGUAUAACAUGGGUAUCUUUCGUAGUUGGCGCAUUAGCUCUAUGGGCUCCUACCUUCAUGCAACUAUCCGCUAAUUCGAAGGGUAAUGUGCACCCCGUCACUGAGGAACAAAUCGGUUUGCGUUUUGGCUUAGUGACUUGUCUGGCCGGGGCCAUAGGCUUAAUAGGUGGUUCUGAGUUAGCCCGACGUUUAAAACAUCGCGUCUCUGAUUCUAACAAAUCCCGGAUAGACCCCCUUGUCUGCGGAUUCGCACUUUUAAUAGGAUCCCCAAUACUCAUGAUAGCUUUAUACCUAGCCAAAUUCACGGCCUAUUCUUAUCCUGCCUCUUGGCUGGGCUUUGCCGCAAAUUGCUCCGCUUGGAUCGCCAUAUUUUUGGCGGAGAGUCUUUUUUGCUCCUGUUGGGCGCUAGUGGUGGAUAUAACCCUUUCGGUCGUGCCCCCCGAACGUCGUUCCACCUCCCAAGCCCUGCAAAUGUUGAUCUCUCACGCCUUCGGGGAUGCCUCUAGCUCUUACAUCAUUGGCGCGGUAUCUCAAAAUUUGUUGGAUCUAUGGUUGGAAAAAUCAAAAUUACCAGCGGGCUCCACAAUUCCAUUACCCAGCUUUGCCCAAAAAUUUCGAUCACUUCAAUACGCUCUAUAUCUAACGCCUUUUGUAGGAGUUAUAGGUUCUUCAUGUUUUCUAGCCUCCGCAUUUACUAUUAACUCAGAUUUGAAUAAAUUAAUGACGGUUGACUACUAGCAUAUUAUUUUUUGUUAUCAGGGGAAAAUUAAUUAUAUUUGGUUAGUUACAUUAAUAUGUGUAUAUAUAGAAAAAAUUGUUAAUAUAUAUUUUUUUAUAAUAUUGAUAUUGUAUCAAAUAUUAUUAUCGUUAUUUUCGCAGCACUGUUUAUGGUCCGUAUUAUAUCAACC
Gordionus sp. m RMFG-2023 is the source of this 2302-nucleotide messenger RNA. RefSeq names its product protein spinster homolog 1-like. Lineage: Eukaryota; Metazoa; Nematomorpha; Gordioida; Chordodea; Parachordodidae. The transcript is spliced from 4 exons. Gene Ontology annotation, biological process: transmembrane transport. Gene Ontology annotation, cellular component: membrane. The record is from RefSeq and is a predicted model, not a curated record. The coding region runs from base 468 to 2132 and encodes 554 amino acids. Gene Ontology annotation, molecular function: transmembrane transporter activity.